Molecule: messenger RNA, 828 nt
Organism: Dendrobium catenatum
Lineage: Eukaryota; Viridiplantae; Streptophyta; Magnoliopsida; Asparagales; Orchidaceae
Product: calcium-binding protein CML42-like
Exons: 2
Coding region: 67-648 (193 amino acids)
Molecular function (GO): calcium ion binding
Source: RefSeq, a predicted model, not a curated record
CACCCAUUAAUAAUCCAUUUAAGCGAUUCCUCUCUCUUUCCGUCUGCAAAAUCCAAUACUAACAAAAUGGCCGGAGAAAUCCCACCGUCACCAGCGGAGGAGAUCGUCUCAUCCCUCAAGCCCCACUUGUUCCGAACUUCCCCAUCCUUCCGCCUCCGAUCCCCGAGCCUCAAUUCCCUCCGCCUCCACCGCGUUUUCGACCUCUUCGAUCGCAACGGCGAUGGUGAAAUCACGUCCGAAGAGCUCUGCCUCGCCCUCGAUUGCCUCGGCCUCGGGGUCGACCCCGCUGAACUCAGCUCCUCCAUCGCAUCUUACAUCCCGCCCGGCCGUCUCGGGCUCGAUUUCGACAACUUUAAUUCAAUCCACCGCGCCCUCGGCGACGCUUUCCUCGACGCAGAUGGCGGCGGCGGAGAGGUGGAAGAGGAGGAGGAGAUGAGAGAGGCGUUUAAGGUUUUUGACGAGGACGGCGAUGGAUUCAUCUCGGCGAAAGAGUUGCAGGUGGUGCUUGGGAAGUUGGGCUUGGCUGAAGGACGGACCAUAGACCGGGUUCAACUGAUGAUCGGGUCCGUGGACCGCGAUCAUGAUGGACGGGUGGAUUUCCUUGAGUUUAAGACUAUGAUGAAGGCUGUUGAUGUGCAGAGCGCUUGAUUUUAAUCGUACGGUUAAUGAGGGUUGCUAUCCUGGAUGAAAAAUAGGGUUCUUAAGGGCAAAGUUGUAUUUUAAUGCUUGAUUAUGACCGAUUAAGUUUCUACUUAAAUAUUUGAGAGUCUUUAUCACAUUGAUUGUAUCGUAGAAGAGUUAAAGGUGAAGUUAAGAAGAUUAGACAAA